Messenger RNA from Effrenium voratum, 1159 nucleotides. The record is from the annotation of a GenBank genome assembly. Lineage: Eukaryota; Dinophyceae; Suessiales; Symbiodiniaceae.
AGCUUCACACGCGGGGCCAUGCUGGUGCCCAGCGGGCGCGCAGCAGCUGUCCUGCCGCUGCCCAUCCGCGCAGUUCGGCGGCCUUUUGGCGCAGCUCCUGCGGCCAGCGCGUGCUUUGCCGGCGCCGGGCUUCGCCUCCAGAUCUUCGGCCAGGCUCGCCGCGGUUUGGCCUUCAGCGCCCGGAGAUCGUGCGCGAUGGAGAGCGGCCUCGUCUCCUGCGAAUGGCUCAAGGCAGAGUUGGACGCGCCUUCGGGGCCGCUGAAGAUCGUGGAAGCCACCUGGUACCUUCCAAAUUCCCCUUUCGCAGCUCCAGAGGGCUCCAGCCCGCAGGCAGAGUACACCAAGGGGCCCCGCCUGCCGGGGGCUCAAUUCUUCGACAUCGACGGGGUGGCGGCGGACUCAAGUCUGCCGCACAUGCUGCCGGACGAGGAGCGGUUCAGUGCGGCCAUGGCAGCACUGGGCAUAGAGCCAGGUACCCGGGUUGUCGCCUAUGAUCGCCUGGGCUUGUUUUCCUCGCCCCGCUUCUGGUAUACCCUGAAGGUCGCCUUCGGCCACCCUGCCCCAGUGGCAGUGCUGGAUGGAGGGCUGCCUAGGUGGAAGGAGUUAGGCUUCCCCUUAGAGGAGGCGGCACCCAAUAUGCCGCCGCCUGCAAAGCCUGCUCGCUGGAGCAAAGUUGCCUCUGCAGUUUGGGACAAGUCGCAGGUAUUAGAGAACGUCUCCUCGGCUUCGGCGCUGCACCUGGACGCCCGGCCCAAGCCCCGCUUCGAUGGGCUCGCGCCGGAGCCGCGGCCCAAGAUGCGGUCGGGCCACGCGCCCAACUCGCGGUCUCUGCCGGCCACGCAGCUGCUCAACGGCUCGUCGAUGCUGCCGCCUGAGGAGCUUCUCAAGGUGGUGCAGGCAGCAGGAAUAAAGCCUGAGCAGCUGAGAGACAGGAGCGGUCCUGACCUCCUGCGGCUCCGGGCUCACAGCCUGCAUCGUGGGCCUGGCGCUGCACCGUGUUGGCAUGCCGCUUUCGUCCUGGGCCGUGUACGAUGGCAGCUGGGCCGAGUGGGGCGCCUGCCAGGACACUCCGAUUGUCAAGCUCGGGGCCGACGGUGGUGAGGAGGUGGUGCCACCAAGCGAAUGACCGCGACAUCUGUAGGGAGCCUAGGUAUGGUGG